Messenger RNA from Stylonychia lemnae, 972 nucleotides. NCBI's taxonomy places the organism in Eukaryota, Ciliophora, Spirotrichea, Sporadotrichida, Oxytrichidae. The record is from the annotation of a GenBank genome assembly.
AUGAGUGUCGGAGCAAUGUCUGAUGCUUCCAGUUCAUACUAGAAGAUAGAAGUGGAUAAGAUAUACCUAGACUUGAAUGACAUUGAUAAACUGAAUGCAAGAAUUAAGAAGCAACUCCAAAAAUAUAGUGUUUUGGAAGACCAAGAGAGAAAAGAAACCAGAUCAAACUUGUAAAAGAAUCUAAAACUCUCCUCUGAUCUCUAGAAAAGAGUGCUAGCGGUUCAAGAUGAGAAUUCUAAAAUGAAAUUUGAGAAUAUACUGCAGAAAAAAGUAAAAGAACUUGAAGUGCUGAGUUCAUCUUUGGUGUAUAAAGAGCAAGAACUGCUAGUAAAGUAUAAAGAUCAAUUAGAGGAGAAUGACCUAGAGGAGAAUACACACCACUAUGAAAAGAAAGGACUGUUAGAUGCUGGUAGUGAUGAAGAUGAUGCUGAUGAUGAUUUCUGCGAUUUUCAAAGUUCAGAGCCUGCAAUGAAAGGGGAUAAUAAAUAUUCAAAGAUAAGCACCAAUUCAGCCAGCUUUAAUUACAAUGAAAGUGAUGUUACCCAGUUAGAUAAUGAAGAAUCCAGUAAUCUAUUCUAGCAUUAAUAGAAAUAAAAGCAGAAACUGAAGAAAGAAGAUGAAGUUGAAGAGUUUCAAUUACAGUCACAUGACUAGUUUUUGAAGCAGAGAACUGAAAAAAUAAUGAAAGUUUCAAACUCUCUUCACUAAAUCAAUAGAAUGUAUAACUAACUUAAUGAGAUUGUAGUUGAAUAAGGGGAGACAUUAACUAGAAUUGAAGACAAUUUUGUGUAAAGCAAAGUAAACACUAAGAAAACAGUCAAGGAAUUAUAGAAAACUCUUAGUAAAGAGAAGACACUUAAAGAUAAAAUCAUGUCUUGUGAUCUUCAAGUUAUGUGUCUAAGUAUAUGGUUCAUUGUAGCGUGCACAUUUUUCUUUAUAGAUUUGUCAAUUGCAUCUCCGAAAGUAGAGUGA